AAUGACACUCCAAUUCCCUUUCCAGUCGUCAUUGCAAAAUACUGACAGCAGCAGCAAUCGCUUUCAUGAAAAAUGGUGCAAUAUUAAGCAAGUAUUAUUAAAGCUAAUGUUUGGAUGUAAAUUUAUGCUCAGCUGUCUUUUAAGGCGAUUGGGCAUCCAGUGGCAUCUGACCAGGGCGCCUGUCCUCGGCUCUGCAGGCAGCCUAGAGCACGCAUGGUAGACUCCACUGGACUUUUAAGACAUACAGGUGUAUUGCCUCUGAUCACUUCAUCCUGAAGGAACUGGAGGACAGAUUAUUUUAUAUAAAUUAGGAGUUCAGAAAAAAAAGGCAGGAUGGGGAUUUGUUCCUCUGCUAAUUACAGUUUGAGUAGGUGCUUAUACAAUACUGUCUUGCAUCCUAAUGUUUUGAGGUGAGCCAGGAAAGACUACUUCAAAAACUACUUUUGUCUGGAAAAGUUGACUUACAGAAGAUGGAAACAUACAGGUAAGUUCCAGUUCUGGUUCAUUUUCACCUAAGAACAAUUACAAUACGGUAUUCUAUACAGAGGUCCAGAAAGCAUGGGCACCUGCUGUUUUUACACUUAAUUAUCUGCAUCUACGUACAAUAGUCCAGCAAAUUCUUGUAUGAAAUUAGCUGUUGUACAAGAUGAACUGGAAAAAAGAUCGGGUUAUUUUAGAAAAGGCUUAACUUUGUCAGUGUUGCAAAUCUGUAUUCUCCCUGAACUUUGAAACUUGGUUAAUUGAUUGGUUGCAAAAUUGUGCCAUUGUCAGUAGAUGGCAAACAGUGAUGAUUUCCCCACCCCCAACAGGUGUGUGCUCAGGGUUGUUUCCCUUGAUUGAAUUACACUUAAAUACCGUACUGUUUGGUCCCUUCCGCCCUUACCUUCAGUGGGCCAGCUGCUCUUAGGCUGACAGGCUCUUCAGUUGGGGCUAAAGGGCAACAUGUUUCAGUAGAGCAGCUGGUACACUUUUUGUGUGAUGGAUUUACUUUAGAUGGUUUUCAAAAAUGGCAUUCAAGUUCCAGCGCAGUGAAGUAGUUUCCAGACGUGUUUUUUUUUCCUGUGUGCUCUUAAGUUUCAGACAGAUAUGCUUUUGUGUUAGUGGCUGAAGCCUUUUUAAAUAUUUAAGGAGGCUUAUGCCUCUGUUUGGUUACCUCUGAUAAUAAAUUUUCAUGUGGUUUAUGGCAUCUGUACUUGAACACCUUUGAAGCUUUGGCAGUGCCGAGCUUUGCAGAGCUAGAACUUUUGAAAGUUUUCAAAAGACACAAAUUUAGAAGUUAUCUUCUGAUCUGUAUUCACUGAGGAUGGUUUCAAAGUAACUGUGUGCCUGCCUUUGCACACAGGCGUGUUUAAUGCUUUUAUGAAGUCCUGUUGCUUCCAUAUGUUCUCCAUACAGAAUUCUAGACGUCAGGUUACAGCCCUGACUUCAGAAAUGACACAUUUUCUAGUCCUCGUAUAUGUAUUCUUGAAGUAUGUCUUAUUCUUUCAAUAGGAAGGCUUUUGUUGCUAAUCUCAUAAGUCAUAGCUUAUGCAUAUUUACCUUUUUUUAAUAGCGUGGUCUCUAUUGUCACUCUCCAGGACUGAUGAGCUACUGGGAGAAGUUUUCUUAAUGAGAAAUUACUUUCUAAGGAUUCUUUUAUGGAAGAAGCAUUUUGUGCACUGCUGGGAUUCCCCUCAGGUUUUUGUAGAUGGAAACAUCCAGGAAUGCAAGCGCAGGUAGGUAGAUGGUGGUUUUCUAAGUUUGUUGAAGACUGAUCUGUAGCGUUGCUGGAGGAUAAGUUUUUAUCCCACAACAGACUCCUUACCAUGGCUUUCCCCAUGAUCUUCCUGCAUUCGUGAUCCUCAGAAACCUAGUUAGUGGUGAUAUGGCACUGUACGAUUACUUUUUUUUGUGCUUAUUUUAUUGGAAUAGAAAACGAUCUUGUCCGUAUCCACUGAAAAUGCCUACUGGAAAGCAAACGUUGUCCCUGGGGUUGUUGAGAUUUGUUUCAAGUUUUGCCGUUGCAGUCGUAAGGUUCUGCAGUAUGAACGGAGCCGUAUUAAGGCAUAAUCUGGUUCCUUUUGGAUAUAGCUGCCGUGGCUGAAGUGGUUGCAGUCCCCAGCUGUUCGCUUGAGCUCCUGCCGGAGGUCACCACAGAACAUCUCGGAUGCUAUAUCUUGCAGUCUGUUACAUCAGUUUAAAUCUGUUGAAAUUCAAGAUUUAAAUCUGUUAAAUCUUGAAAGGCCAGGCUGAACCUUGGGGUGGGUCUGUGCACCCACCCGCUCGCUGUACUUUGGCUGGCAGAGGGGUGGGAGGGAUGCGCUGCAGCCUUUCUGCUUUCUGCAGGUUGCAGCAUUGGAUGUUAAGUCAUCGAAACCUGAGGCUGAGCACGAAGAUACACUCUUGGUGUGCAGGGAAGAAACGUGUCUGGUUCAGCUGCCUGUUGUUGAUGAGAAACUAUAAGGCGACUUGAGCAGGUGAAGAUGCAGUCUUCAAAGAUCAGGCUGGUUGUUCCACAUGGCCUCAAGACCCUGCUUGAGGGGGUGACCCGGGCUGUCAUGGAAAACAACCCAGAUGACAUUGCGGAGUUUUUCGCCCUCUAUUUCCAAGAGCUUGUCGCUUUCCGAAAAGGGAAUCCUGAUCUGGAUAUAAUAGAACUCGUGGAAAAGUUUGAGUCUGUUAGCGAAAAUGGGAAUGAGGGGCUAGAAGAGAAAACAUCAGAGUACAGAGAUACUUUCUUUUCUGGGGGGCCCAAGCAAAGGGACAAGUGUACCGACACAGAGGAAGACCAGCUACUUGAAGAACCUGAUAUUCAAUAUAGCUCCAAAGCAACUCAACACCCAUCAAUUGCCAGUUCAAUUGCAGAAAGCAAACUCUCCCUUGGAUCUGAUGGAGCUUCAUCCCCUGAGGGACCUGAACUGGUGUACGUCCCUGCUGAGCCUGCACAGCUUGCUACCCACGUGCUAGGUAACAGUGACUCUCUUUAUUCUGUGAGGGACAUGGCAACCAGUGUGCAGACUCUUUAUGAAGACUCUCAGACCUCAGAGAACCAAUUUACACCAGUAGAAGUUGCUGCUGAAGAUGCUUCUGCUGUCCCAGCAGCUGAGGCUUCUGUAGAGGCUCUUAGGUCACAACCAGGAGCGUGGAGUCAGUCCUCCGUAGCUGGAGAACUAGGCCCCUCAGACAGCCAGGCUGAUAUCUCAACAAAUGAUGUAGAUCGAGUUUCCUCAGUUGCCUUGUGGGAAGAACCAUCACCAUCACCUGCUCCUAAAGAUCCAUUGCAGGCUGUGCCUUCCUGCAAUGAAGCUGAGGUUACCUCAACCACUGAGGCUGUAUCGCUGUGGUGGGAUGAUGAGCCCAGUAUGGAUGCAGAGCGUCUGCCUUACAUAGAGCAGUUUCCACAGAAAAUAACCAUUCCCUUUGUAGACCAAACAGCUUAUCUCUUAAAGAUUGAGCAGCCGUUAAAUGCAGGCCAGGGCUCAAGUGCUACAACCUUAGGUCCAUCUGCUGACGAUUCAGUGUGCCAUCCUGAGAGAACAGAAUCUACAGCACAAGCGGAAUCAGCUGAGCAAGUUUAUGUCUGGUCAGCCAUGGCAUCAAGUGAAGCAGGACAGCCACCACCCCAUCCUAAUGUGUGGACCCUCUAUUGUCUAGCUGACUUGAAACAAGGUCAAAAAUCACCACCAUCCCUUUCUCCAGCUGGAGCUUGUGUUCGUUAUUCACAGGCACCCCUCAGUCUUUUCAGAGGGGAAGAUCAGCAAUAUGGUCAGCUGUCACAAGUAUCUGCUCCAAUUUAUGUGCUACAAGAAGAAAGCAAGAGGAGAGAUGCUCCACCUUUCAUUUUAGUGGGCUCUAGUGUUCAGAACAUACAGGACUGGAAACCUAUUCCUAGCUACGCUGUCUUUGCACGGCGAGGUGCAGGUGCUAGGAGGAGAUUCACUACAGUCCCAGUCCCGGUUGCUAGGCCAGCUGAUGAGAAAACAGACACGGCAAGCCCCAAUUCUAAUUCUGUGGAGGAAACUGUGGCGAAGCCGCGCACACCCUGUGUUUUCUCAGUUGCCAUCCCUCUGGAUGAUGUGAUGUCUGCAAGGAAAGGCUUGCCAGCUGCUGAUAAGCACACAGGUAUAACUGCUCUUGCAGAAAGCCUACAGUACUGCAGGAUAGGUUGCCAUUACAUGGGCAGGGUCAUGAAGUAAGCGUGCUUCUUGCAGGGGGAGAUGCUGGUAUUUGGAUUUUACUACUAAAAACUUAAUUUAACCCUUUUCAAAAUAAAAUAAGGAUUAAAAGCAGUGGUUAAACUACCUUUCAGAUAGGAAGCCUUCCCCUGCUUGUUACACUUUGCAAUGAGUAGUACGAGUCUUGUUCUGGUUUUAGCCUGAAGUAACCAAGUUUUUAAUCUCACAUUCAUACGUGUCUAGAACCCUUAAAGUUCAGGCUGGAGGCACAGUGUAAUAAUCAGUGUGGCACAAUAACCUUAACUGAAGAGUAUUUAGGUAGCAAUUAAUGUAGUUCUUGCUGCAUGCUUUCUACUGAGUUCAUGUUUUUUAAACAGGUUGAAAAGAGAUGCUGUUUGGACUUCAGGAAGAGAGCAGGAGCCGUGGAGUUAACAUUGUAAUAAAUAACUUAAUGCAAGUGCUCCAAAUAAAGCCAGUAAUGAGAAUGGUGUUCCCAUGCAUUUAAUACUUUCCUAGCACAGCAGCACGAAUCCUGAAUGCUAACUUGGUGUGAAUUAUGACCACUAAGACACAUCUGCUGCAGCUCUUUCACUGAAGAGGGGCCCAGCUUCUGUGCUGUGCUAACAUGGUAUAUGCAUAUACCCCAGCACUACAGAGUGAUGACACAGAGCCAAGGUUAUUUCAGUGUAGGCUGUAGUGCUGGGGUUAUACUCAGGGAAGGAACUGUACACAAAUGUCAGGAGCAAGACAACAGUCGUACUUUCAACUAGAAGGAAGAAUUCUCACACGUGGGCAAUUCAAACUACAAGUUUAGGCAGGCUGACAAUUGAGGUUAUGCCUCAAGGAGGGGUUUAAGAAAGAAUAUCUUUAUUUUGCUUUAGAGGUUUUAACUACUAUAGCUAUGGUCACUUAGAUAUGCCAGCCUCUUGCAGUAUGACUAGGUCUAGAGAAAAAAGUCGUUCUUGUGAAACAGAAGUUGCUUAAAAAAAAAGACAGAAGUCAAUGUUGUAUAGAGGUUCUCCCCCUCUUGCACCUGGGUGGGCUGGCAGGAACUAAAUGCCUUUUUUUCCUAGCACUAAGCAUUCAGUGCUGCAUGACCUGCUGCAGCACUGACCCAACAGCUAGACUGUUUCUACCUAUCUCAGGCUCCCACUUGAAUUUGCACAGCAAUGAAGAGAGACUUCAAGAAAUGGUGGCCAGAGUAGAGGCUUGAGUGCAGCAAUGAGGCUGCCAGGAGACAGUGCAGGUAUUCAAUUUCUACAUCUACAGCUCCCUGCAAAGGCCCAGUUCUCCCAGGAAAGGCUGCUAAAGAAACAGCUUUCCCCUAUCUAUGCAGAUAUGCCUCACCCAGGUAGGGAUGCUAAUUCUAGUAGCGCACAAAAAAAAAACCCAGAAAGCCUCUCUCUUGCCUUAUGUGCUGUUUCAGUAAUCCACCCUCAGGGCUAGAGCUGCAGCCUCACUGCAUAUUGAAGGAGAAAGCUCCCAGCUCCCUGGCACCCCCACCCCUCAUAAGCAGGCUGU
Phalacrocorax carbo (great cormorant) is the source of this 5675-nucleotide messenger RNA. The record is from RefSeq and is a predicted model, not a curated record. Lineage: Eukaryota; Metazoa; Chordata; Aves; Suliformes; Phalacrocoracidae.